This is a messenger RNA of Manduca sexta (tobacco hornworm), 2764 nucleotides long. Its product is annotated as cytochrome P450 4g15. Gene Ontology annotation, molecular function: oxidoreductase activity, acting on paired donors, with incorporation or reduction of molecular oxygen; monooxygenase activity; heme binding. The coding region runs from base 1 to 1515 and encodes 504 amino acids. The record is from RefSeq and is a predicted model, not a curated record. The transcript has 10 exons. Lineage: Eukaryota; Metazoa; Arthropoda; Insecta; Lepidoptera; Sphingidae.
AUGGCGAUAAGAAAGGAGCCCAACUUGAUUGUAUCUCUGGCAUUACAGUAUGCCAAAUUAUACGGAAGUGUAAUACGCGCAUGGUUGGGUUCCAAAUUGAUUAUAUUCCUUCUGGACGCUGAUGAUAUCGAAAUUAUUCUUGACAGUCAAAUCCAUAUUGAUAAAUCUGCUGAAUAUAGAUUUUUUAAGCCCUGGCUUGGUGACGGGCUACUAAUCAGCUCAGGAGACAAAUGGCGUUCCCAUCGCAAAAUGAUUGCUCCAACGUUUCAUAUCAACAUUCUCAAAUCUUUUAUUGAUGUAUUUAACAGCAAGAGCAAGAAAGUCGUUGAAAAAAUGCAAGUUGAAAUAGGAAGAACCUUUGACAUACAUGAAUACAUGAACGAUGUGACUGUAGACAUUUUGCUGGAGACCGCCAUGGGUAUUACCAGAAGAGUUGAAGACAAAUCUAGCUUCGAUUACGGAGUAUCAGUAAUGAAAAUGUGUGACAUCAUUCACCAAAGACAAUACAAAUUUUGGUUACGAAUUGAUGCACUUUUUAAAUUGUCGCCAUUUUAUAAAAAACAACUUGAGCUGUUGAACAUUAUUCAUGGAUUUACACGUAAGGUAAUUAAAAACAAGAAAGAGAUUUAUUUGGAGAAUAAAGCUAAGGGUAUAAUUCAUCUCACUAUUGAAGAACUCACGAAAACAAACGAAACAAAUGAACUGUUAGUCAACAAUGAGAAAACACUAUCUGACACUAUAUUCAAAGGAUACCACGACGACUUGGACUUUAACGAUGAAAAUGAUAUUGGCGAAAAGAAACGAUACCCAUUUCUUGAUUUGAUGAUAGAAUCAGCGCAAAAUGGAACAAACCUAAUAAGUGACGAAGAAAUUAAAGAAGAAGUAGACACCAUCAUGUUUGAGGGCCAUGACACAACAGCUGCCGCCUCCAGUUUUGUGUUAUGUCUCUUAGGCAUAUACCAAGAUAUACAAACGAAAGUAUACGACGAAUUGCACGAGAUUUUCGGUGAUUCUGACCGUCCCGCCACCUUUGCUGAUACGUUAAAUAUGAAGUAUUUGGAAAGAGUUAUUCUGGAAUCUUUGAGGUUAUAUCCGCCUGUGCCAGCUAUCGCUAGAGAACUAAAACGAGAUGUUAAAAUUGUGACAAAUAACUACAUCCUGCCUGCGGGUUCUACCGUGGUCCUCGCAUUUUACAAGGUUCAUCGAGACCCCAAACACUUCAAGAACCCUGACACAUUCGAUCCGGACAACUUUCUACCGGAGAAUACGAGGAACCGACAUUACUACAGCUUCAUACCGUUCAGUGCUGGAGCUAGGAGCUGUGUUGGUCGCAAAUACGCUCUGCUAAAAUUGAAAAUCUUGCUGUCCACCAUUUUGCGGAACUACAAGACCAUAUCCGAAGUACCAGAGGAAAAAUUUGAAUUGUUAGCUGACAUUAUUCUGAAAAGAGCUGAUGGUUUUAGAUUGAGAAUAGAACCCAGAGGAAAAUUUUAUUCAAACACAGCAGCGUCAUAAAGUAUUGUUACGUCGUCACAUAUAGUUUCUAAGACUAUAGGUACCUCCAAUAGUUGUAUGUAAUUAAAAGACAUAGCAUAUUUUAGAGAGGUAAGACAUUAUAAGUAUGCAAACAAAAUUUUAUUUAUAUGUAAAUGACAAUGUAAAAAAUGUAAAUGCAUAAAAUUAUGGACACAGUUAUAGUAAGUAACAAAUACUUUCUAUGUAGAUCACACGAUAGAUUGACCUUCUUUAAUGAAUACUAAAUGUACGUAAGAAAUGAUUAUUUAAUAAAUUACAACAAGAAAUAGUAAAAACUAUUAAGUUGUCUGAAUUGACUAAUUUAAAUGAGAAAACCAUAAUUAUGAUUCAAUGGAACUUUUGACCAAUAAUUACCAUUAUUUUGGGAUAAUUUUAUGAGAACGUUUUGUUUUUUGUUAAAUAUGUGUUCAGUAGUGGCAGCAGAUAAUGCUAUUUUUUCUAUUUUUAUUAAUUAAAAACUAGUAGUGUAUGUCAUAAGAUAUUUUAACAAUUACUAAAAUGACGUAAAUAUAUUGACCUUAACAUUUAUAGGCGAAAAAACGCAGGAUUGAAAUUAUUGAAAGUAUUUAAAAAGUUUAUGAUUUUUUUUAGUUUGUGGCCACAAAUAGGAGGUUGUGUAACGAAUCUAAACUUUAUACAUGAGCACUUUUUGGUUGGAACAUGAUCCGCCAAACUGAUGCUGAAGUCUGAUGCCAGGCAGGUUACCGAUUAUAUAAUAAAUAAAUAUUUACUCUGCUACAAGAUGCUCCAGACUUUGGUGUGGAAUACAGAUAGCAGAUGAAAAUAAGUUUUUUUAUAAUAUAUUACUUAUGGGUAAAAGAGAAAAUGAGUAUUUUAUUCGUAGAUGAGGAAUGCUUGUUCUCCUAAAAAAUAUCAUCACCUCCAUGCCAUAACAUUAAUAAAAUAUCAAGGUUACGGCGCCUAUUAAAAAUAAUAUGCUCUGCGUGCGUGGUUACAUAAUUACGAUAUUGCUUGAAAAAUACCCUCUUCCUCUUAUAGUGAGUCAGUAAUUAUACGAAUUAGCCGUAAUCACUACUAAAAUAAAUACAAGUAACAAUAACUUUGUAGUAAGACCUCAAUUACUAUGCAGAAAUGUAUCAAAUUAGCUAUACAUAACUUGAUUGUUGGGUUGAAUAUUGGCAGGUUUAAUUUACAAAAACCGGCAUUAUGAACUCUAAUGCAAAGAUUUGAAUCCCAGGUCGAGCAGUGAUGUUGGGUCUAUUCAAUU